This is a messenger RNA of Charadrius vociferus (killdeer), 2907 nucleotides long. It is a transcript of the gene PTGFRN, whose product is annotated as prostaglandin F2 receptor inhibitor. Lineage: Eukaryota; Metazoa; Chordata; Aves; Charadriiformes; Charadriidae. The transcript has 9 exons. The record is from RefSeq and is a predicted model, not a curated record. The annotation marks the transcript as partial.
CUAGCUUUCUGCAGAGGGCGUGUUGUGAGGGUGCCCAAAGGUCCUCUUAUUCGGGUCGUGGGCACGGAGGUGAUGAUCCCUUGCAGCGUUAGCGACUACGAUGGACCCAGUGAACAGAACUUUGACUGGGAGUUCUCCCGGGAGACUGACUUUGUGCGGAUAGUGAGUACCUGGGAUUCUACAUUCACCUCUGAGGAGUACCAAAAACGCGUGGGCCACGGGGAUAUCAAACUGAGACGGAGCAGCAACGAUGCUGUGGAACUUGUGAUUAGAAACAUCCAGCCAACUGACCAAGGGAGAUACAAAUGCUCCACACCCAGCACUGAUGCCACUGUUCAGGGAAAUUACGAUGCAGAGGUCCAAGUGAAAGUGAUUUCAGAUGGCUUAUCAGUGGGUGGUUCAAAAGCACGUUCCUCAAUGUCUCUCAGGCUGUCUGAGGGUGACUCCUUCAAGUUGCGUUGCUCAGCAAUUACCACCUCACCGGAGCACACUCACCUGCAUGUGACUUGGCAGAUCAAAAGUGGAUCGACUUGGAGGGACAUCCUAUCUUUGACUCAUGAGGGCAAAUUCCAGCCGGGUCCUGCCUAUGAAGAGCGCUACCGUAAUGGAGAUAUCCGCUUGGACACAGGAGCGAAUGACACAUAUCGGUUAUCUGUAUCCCAGGCCUCGUCAGUGGAUGGGGGUACCUACAGGUGCCUUGUGAGCGAGUGGGUGAGAGGGGCAGAUAGCUCAUGGCAGAAGAUUCAGGAGAAGAGCGUGGAGAUAGCAAAUGUGGCAAUCCAACGGACUGCUCUAGAUGUGGUCAUCUCAACAAGCAAUGUGUCUGUGACUGAAAGAGACUCCCUGGAACUUACAUGCAACAUCACAACAGACAGAAGUGGUAUUUUCCAAGCAGAGUUGAUGUGGUAUUUUUCUGCGUCACCUGAUGAUACCUUGUCAGAUGCUCAGGUUCUGCUGAGCAUGGACCGUGAUUCUGUUGUCAGUGAUUCAACUCUCAUCAGUCUGAGCCAUGUAGACAGGAACUCCUAUCGCCUCUUGGUGCGUGAUGUGGAAGACUCUGGCUACUACUUCUGCCAAGCAGCUGUCUGGGUACCACUGCACAAUGGGAGCUGGCAUAAGGUGGUGGAGAGGAUAUCUGCACCAGUCAGUGUGGUGGUGACAGCAUUAGAGCCAGACUAUGAGGUGUUUCUGAAUGCCUCUAAGACACCCAGGUUUUCAGAUGACCCCACAGAGCUGAACUGCAGGAUCACAAAUGCACAGGACACCGAAGCAAACAUCCGCUUCACAGUUUCCUGGUACUACAGGCAGCGCCUGCGCAGUGACGAUGUGGUGACAGAGGAACUCCUGGCCACGAUGGAUGCAGACUGGACUCUGCUGCUUGGGGACAGGAGCAGAGAGCGGACUCAGAAUGGGGAAAUAAUCUUCUCUAAAAAGGCUGUUGACACCUUCAGUUUACGAAUCCAGUGGACUUCAGAAAGUGACAGAGGGGAUUAUUUUUGUGUCAUCUCUGCAUGGAAUAGGCACCGCAACAACAGCUGGGUAAAGAGCAAAGAUGUGACUUCUGCAUCUGUCAGCAUUUUCUGGGCUACACAAGAUUACACGCUUACAGUGGAGGCAGUGAAAUUGAAGCCGUUCUUUGUAGCAGGCCACACUUUUGAGAUGACAUGCAAAGUGUCUUCGAAAAACAUCAAGACGCCACGUUAUUCUGUCCUCAUUACAGCUGAGAAGCCACUAACGGAUCAGUCGAAUCCCAAUGGAACCACUCGCAUAAUCUCAUUGAACCAGGAUUCAGUAGUGCGGCUGGAAGACUGGACAGACCAGACUCGUGUGGAUGGUGUGGUUCUGGAGAAGGUCCAAGAGAAUGAGUUCCGCUACAGGAUGUAUCAGACUCAAAUUUCUGAUGCUGGGCUGUAUCGCUGUGUGGUGACUGCCUGGUCUCCAGGUGGUGGUGGCAUGUGGCGUGAAGCAGUGAAUGGCUUAUCCAACCCUAUCCAGAUAGACUUCCAGACAUCAGGUCCUGUGUUUAAUGUCUCGGUGCAUUCUGACAACCCGACGAUUUACCAGGGUGAACUGGCAGACUUGCUGUGUAUCGUCACAACGGAAGGAAUGGCACUUGAGCCAGAUGAUAUGUCCUUUGAUGUCUCGUGGUUUGCUGUACGCUCAUUUGCGUUGGACAGAGAGCCUGUCUUGCUGGCCUCGCUGGACCGGAGAGGGAUUGUCACGCAGAGCAGGAGAAAUGGGAGCAGUGAUCUCAGCCUGGAGAGAAUCAGCCCACUGGAAUUCCGGCUCCGUGUGCAUGGCUGUGAGGACCAUGAUUUUGGGAACCACUACUGCGUAGUGACCCCGUGGGUGCGAUCUGCUACUGGCGUAUGGCAGCGGGAACCUGACAUCAAAGCUAAACCCAUCUUUCUAUCUGUGAAAAUGGAUGUUCUGAAUGCUUUCAAGUAUCCCCUGUUGAUUGGCAUUGGUCUGGCCACUGUCAUUGGACUCUUAUCCUGCCUCAUUGGCUACUGCAGCUCCCGUUGGUGCUGCAAGAAGGAAGUACAGGAAACAAGACGAGAGCGUCGCCGGCUAAUGUCGAUGGAGAUGGACUGAGCAUGGGAGCCAGACACACUUGCAUUUCAGGAGAGACUCACAGGACUCUUGGACUGUGCUGAGACACUUGCUCACAGGCCCAGGCAAGAUGGUGUGUUUCUUCUCUGAUUUCAGCCUGGACCUCAAGCUUCUCCUUGGUACACAUCAUGUCCUGAGAGCAUUCAGGCCAUAUUUAGCGACUCGGAGUUCUCCUUUUCCAGCAGCACUUUCUGCAUAGGGAUCGUGUCCUUCUAAUGUGCAAACUGUUGAGCCUUCUUUCAGCAGGGCCCUGUGACAAAAUUCACUAAGGUUUUUUUUGUUUUAAAUAUUUGG